This is a messenger RNA of Closterium sp. Yama58-4, 2229 nucleotides long. Lineage: Eukaryota; Viridiplantae; Streptophyta; Zygnematophyceae; Desmidiales; Closteriaceae. The record is from the annotation of a GenBank genome assembly.
AUGCUUUUCCUGGCCCCGGUCGGUCCACUUUUGUCGUUCAAUCGUUUUCGUCGUGUUCCCCAGCGAAUCUCCCGUCCACUCAGGCUGGAGGCAAGCCUUCUUGCUGGCCCUCCCUCGCUCCCCCCUCCCCUGCUCCCCCCUCUUCUACUCCCCUCCCCUGCUCCCCCUUGUGCUGCUUCCCCCUCCCCUGCUCCCCCUUGUGUUGCCCCCCCCUCCCCUGCUCCCCCAAGUGCUGCUCCCCCCUUCCUUGCUCCCCUUGCGCUGCUCCCCCCUCCCUUGCUCCCCCUUGUGCUGCUCCCCCCUCCCCUACUCCCCCUUGCGCUGCCCCCCCCCUCCCCUGCUCCCCCUUGCGCUACUCCCCCCUCUCUUGCUCCCCGCUGCUCUGCUCCUCCCUCCCCUGCUCCCCCUUGCGAUGCUCCCCCCUCCCCUGCUCCCCCUUGCGCUGCUUCCCCCCCCCCCCCCCCCCCCUGCUCCCCCUUGUGCUGCUCCCCCCUGCUCUGCUCGCCCCUGCUCGUCACACACUUCCCUUCUCGCAACAGUGGAGGAGUGAGCCAUGGUGGGAUGCAGCACGGUGGGAUGCAGCAGCAGGCUCACGCGCAUCCGCUGCCCGUGCCUGCCAGGGGGUUUGAGUAUGGCGAGGAGGAAGAGGAGGGUGCGGGCGCGGGCGGGUUUACUCUGGAGAGCGUGAGAUCGCUGCUGGAGGCUCUUGAGUUGGAGGCAGCAGAGGAGUCUAAACACGCCCUUAGCGUGCGAUCGCUGCUGGAGGCGCUUGAACUGGAGGCGGCGGAGGAGUCUAAACACGCACUCAGCAUUGUGGACCGGGUGCUGUGGGUGGACAAGCGCAGCGCAACUACCCUAACCAGGACCUCCACCCCUCUUCCUCCCUCCUCUCCUAGCCCCCUUCUCUUCCCCAUGGCAGCAUCGUGGACAGGGUGCUGUGGGUGGACAAGCGCAGCUACCAACGCUCCUGCUCCUUCGCAGCGCAACUAUCCUAACCAGGACCUCCACCCCUCUCUCUUCCUCCUCUCCUACCCCCCUUCUCUUUCCCAUGGCAGCAUUGUGGACUGGGUGCUGUGGGUGGACAAGCGCAGCUACCAACUCUCCUGCUCCUUGUAUCCCCCCCCGCGCCCCUCCCCUCAUGGCAUCAUUGUGGACCGGGUGCUGUGGGUGGACAAGUGCAGCGCAGCUACACUAACCAGGACCUCCCCCCCCCCUUCUCUCGCUCGCUCCCCCCAUGGCAGCAUCGUGGACCGCGUGCUGUGGGUGGAGUGGAGAAGCGCAAUUACCAACCCAUCCUACCCAGCCCCCCGCCCCACAACCCCUUCUCCUUCCUCCUUCUCAUGGCAGCAUCGUGGACCGCGUGCUGUGGGUGGACAAGCGAAUUCUCCUGCGCCAUCGCAUAGGUGGGGCGCUAGUAUUGCAGGCACAGGAGGAGAAUGGCUGAGUGACAUCAUACAUGCCUCUCUCCUCCUCUCCUCCCCUCUUCUUCCUCACUCCUCUCUGCAGAUCUUCCUGCGCCAUCGCAUCAGCGGGGCACCAGUGGUGGAGGCACCAUACAGACAGACGGUCUUAUCUGAGUGGGAACCCCCGGCGGACAGAAGGCUGUCGCCGGCAGCGGCGGAGUCGAUGACUGCCGAGUGGUCGGAAGAGGAGGUUAAGAGCGCGUUUCAGUCGAUGACGAAAAACAAGGCUCCUGGCCGGGACGGCUUGCCAAAAGAGCUCUUUGAAGUGCAUUGGGACAUCCUGGGCGAACACUUCAUGUCGCUGGUGAAAAGUUUCUCGGACACGGCGUCCCUUCCAGCCUCCACCAAGGACGCGGUGACCAUCCUGCUGCACAAGAAAGGGGGGAGAGAUCAGCUGGAGAACUACCGCCCCAUCACAUUGCUCAGCUUCACCUACAAAGUGAUAGCGCGUGUAGUAGCGGAUAGGAUGAAAAAGGGUUGCCUCCUUGCGCCUUACCUGUUUCUGUGCGCGGUGGAACCGCUGGCGCAGGAAGCGGCGAACCGGAAGAUAGGCAUAUCUGCGGGUGAUCAGCGGCUGGCGUACCUCGGUUAUGCUGACGACACAACUCUUAUCCUGAAGGGGGAGGAGGAGAUUGCAGCAGCAGAGAAGUUGUUAGAGGAGUUUGCAGGGGAGUCAGGCCUCGCUACUAACAAGGAGAAGUCAGUUGUCUUACCACUGGGGUCGAACCUGGGCAAGCAGCCAUGGAAGACCGAUGGCUUCAAAUGA